Molecule: messenger RNA, 507 nt
Organism: Aspergillus niger
Lineage: Eukaryota; Fungi; Ascomycota; Eurotiomycetes; Eurotiales; Aspergillaceae
Exons: 5
Coding region: 1-507 (168 amino acids)
Biological process (GO): copper ion transmembrane transport
Cellular component (GO): membrane
Molecular function (GO): copper ion transmembrane transporter activity
Source: RefSeq, a predicted model, not a curated record
AUGGAUAUGACUUCAUCAACCAUUGACAUCAGCAUGGACUCACCCAGCUGCAAGAUCUCGAUGCUCUGGAACUGGAACACCGUGGAUGCAUGCUUCAUCUCUGAAUCCUGGCACAUCACAUCAUCAUGCAUGUUCGCCGGUUCCUGCAUCGGCAUCGUCUUUCUCGUCAUUUGUCUCGAACUCCUCCGUCGCAUGGCCAGCGAAUACGACGCGUUCAUCAUCAACCGCGCCAGGCUUAAAGCCGAUACCGGGGACGCUACAAAACAGGACCAGACCCAAUUCAUCUUCCGGCCCAGCCAGGGUGAGCGGAUCAUCCGGGCCACCUUGCAUGUGUUGCAGUUUGCAGUGGCUUAUUUCGUGAUGCUUCUGGGGAUGUACUACAAUGGGUACAUUAUCGUUUGUAUCUUUGUUGGGGCGUUCGUGGGGUUUCUGCUCUUUUCGUCCGGGAAGGUGGUUGGUGAUGAGAUCAGGAACGACGCCACAUCCGUGACUAAAUGCUGCGGCUAG